AUGCAGGUACCUCGUGCUGACUGUGACACGCAGUCACUGACGGCCAGUGUAACUGAUUAUCCCGUUGAAAAUGGAAGACGGUAUCAUAAGUACCACGAGGGAGCCUACAUAUACCCCAAUGACGAACAAGAAUUGGAUCGUCUAGACAUGCAGCACCACAUGUUCAAAAUGGUCAUGGAUGACAGACUGUUCCAUGUCCCUCUCAUGAACCCAAAACGAAUUCUCGAUCUCGGCACCGGAUCAGGGAUCUGGCCAAUAGAAAUGGCGUCCCUAUUCCCAAACACCGAGAUUAUAGGGACAGAUCUCUCCCCAGUACAACCAACAGAAGUUCCACCAAAUGUCCAUUUCCUCAUUGAUGAUGCCACCGAGGAUGAGUGGUUAUGGGAUGCCAACCACUUCGACUUUGUUCACAUCGGCCACAUGACAGGGGCAAUGCCUUCAUUCAAACGCGUAUUGCGACAAACAUUCAAACACCUCAAGCCAGGUGCAUAUUUGGAAUGUCACGAAUUAGAUCCAAAGCCAAGAUGCGACGAUAAAACUAUGCCUCCCGAGAACGAAGACGGAGGAUAUAGCGCAUUCGCAUUCCAUGAUUGGAUUGAUUUGAAUAUGCGAUCAAGUCGAGAAUCCGAUCCCCCGAGACAAUUUCGAAUCGCACAUCGGAUCGAACAAUGGAUGAGGGAUGUAGGGUUUGUUGAUGUUGAACAAAGAGUAUCAAAAAUCCCUAUGAAUACCUGGCCACAAGACGACAAAAUUCGGACUAUUGGCGCCUGGAGCGAAAGUAAUUGGCUCGAAGCCCUGUCUGGGUGGUCAUAUAAGCCGUUCCUUGCCCUUGGAUGGUCGAAACCCGAGAUCGAAGUCUUUCUUGUCGACGUGAGGAAAAGUAUCCAAGAUCGAAAUGUCCAUGCCUAUACGGACUUUUACGUGGUGACGGGGAGAAAACCCCAUCCCAAUGAAGUGAGGACUCCUUGA
Molecule: messenger RNA, 969 nt
Organism: Penicillium salamii
Lineage: Eukaryota; Fungi; Ascomycota; Eurotiomycetes; Eurotiales; Aspergillaceae
Source: the annotation of a GenBank genome assembly